Molecule: messenger RNA, 1370 nt
Organism: Frankliniella occidentalis (western flower thrips)
Lineage: Eukaryota; Metazoa; Arthropoda; Insecta; Thysanoptera; Thripidae
Gene: Tsen2
Product: tRNA-splicing endonuclease subunit Sen2
Exons: 5
Coding region: 253-1293 (346 amino acids)
Biological process (GO): tRNA splicing, via endonucleolytic cleavage and ligation; tRNA-type intron splice site recognition and cleavage
Cellular component (GO): tRNA-intron endonuclease complex
Molecular function (GO): tRNA-intron lyase activity; nucleic acid binding
Source: RefSeq, a predicted model, not a curated record
CUUCUCUUGAUCUUGUUGAUGUCUAUAAUGCCGCCACAAUCACUUAUUUUUCGAGCUUUAAUACGUUGCUUUAGGGUUGAUUUCAUAUUUAUAUCUCAAAUUUCUUCUUACUGUACUUAACCACCAAGCCAAUAAUUCAGAAAAUCAACUUGUUCAUAACUUACCAAAUCAGUUUGCAUUGCGUCGAAACCGCAAAAGGGUUAUGUAUCCCUGAGAAGAGUUUUUCCUCACAAGUGUUUCAGUGCAAAUAUAAUGACAACUAUGCAAAACACUUUAAAAGAACCACGAAAAAAAGGACAUUUUCACAAGAAACCAGGAGAUCCUCUCCCCGUACUUGUUGAAACUGAAACAGGAAUACCAGCCCACUUAGCCAUUUGGAAAUCAUUUUCUGGGCGUUUUAAUGGCGACUGUGUUGAAGUUUCUGAUGCUGAAGACAUAUCAAGCUUAUAUAACAUGGGCUUCUUUGGUAAAGGUUCAUUUUCACGUGGUUGUCCAAGAUCUGCUCGUAAAACAAAUCACCCUGAGAUAAUUCGGGAAAGACAAUGGAAACGCAGAUGUGACUGGUCAAAUCGGAAGAGUGAUAUUUCAAAAGUCGAAGAUGGGCAAGAAGAAAAAGCUUUGCAUGAAGAUAACCCAGAAGUCAUUGUUAUUGGUGACACAGACAAUGAAGAAGAAAAUUUUAUGUCACACUUGCAACCCAGGAUUGAAAAUGAUAGUGGCUCUUCACCAGAAGUUCUUAAUUUACUUCUGGAAGAAGCAUUAUUUUUGUGCUAUGGUUUAGGAUGUUUGUACAUUUUUGACAUAUCUGGUCAGAAAAUUUUAAAUUGUGAUGAAUUUUGGGCUCUUUGCCUUGAGAUUGAUACACGUUUUAUAGAAAGAUAUGUUACCUAUCAUCAUUUCCGUUCAAAGGGUUGGGUUGUCAAAUCUGGUUUAAAAUUUGGAGGUGACUUCUUAUUGUACAAAGAUGGCCCAGGCUUUUAUCAUGCUUCCUAUGUAGUCAUGUCAAAAGUUCUUUAUGGAGAAAAUUCAAUAGAGGCAGGUUCAAUCAACAAAAAAUUGGAUUGGAUAACACUUAUGGGCCUCAACCGACUUGCAGAAACCUCGGGAAAAGAAGUUCUUUUAUGUUAUGCCAUAAGGCCAAAUGGACUUUUACCUGGUCAACCAUCCUCACCUAAUGUGAUAAAGAAAUUUAAAGUACAUGAAGUUAUUCCCAGACGUUGGCAACCUUCUGUAGCAAGAAUUGACAAUAGUAACCCUCCAACUAAACCAGAAAAUGAAGAAUCAUGUAUAUAAAGCAUUUCUUUCUAGUAUACUAAGGAUGUGAGUUUUUGGGAAAAUAUGUGAGAUAAACCAUAUGGUGAUUCACUUUU